CGCAACACUUGGGUUUUUCCAUCGAAUAAAACACUUGACACAUUUCAAAAGAAAACAAUCAAUCAAGAAAUGGCGAUGUCAGGAAAAUACGUGGCGGAAGUACCGCUGAAAGGGUCGGCGGAGAAACACUACAGGCGAUGGAGGAGCCAAAACAAUCUCUUCCCGGACGCCAUCGGCCACCAUGUCCAAGGCGUCACCGUCCACGAUGGCGACUGGGACUCCCACGGCUCCAUCAAAUCCUGGAACUACACACUUGAUGGGAAGCCGGAAGUCAUCAAGGAGAAAAGAGAGAUAGACGACGAGAAGAUGGCGUUGACGUUCAGAGGACUAGAGGGUCAUGUGAUGGAGAAGUACAAGAAGUAUGAGGUUAUCUUACAGUUCAUUCCCAAGUCGAACGAAGGCUGCGUCUGCAAAGUCACUCUGAUAUGGGAGAAUCGCAACGAAGACUCCCCCGAACCCAUCAACUACAUGAAGUUUGUCAAGAGCUUAGUUGCUGAUAUGGAUGACCACAUCCUCAAGGGCCAGAACAAAGCUUAAUAACCCUCCAUGGUCAUCGUCGUAAAUCAUCCUCAUGCAUGUGUCUUUUGUACUUGUCUCGUAAGUGCCUUUAUCAUCCGCCUUUACAUGUUAUGCUAAUAAUAAUGGCGGUCUUGUUAAGCAAUUGUAUUGUAUGCUUAUGUAUACCAUCUCUGUCUGUGAUGUUAUUAUGCGUGUUCGUAAUAAAAUAAGUGUGUUAGUU
Molecule: messenger RNA, 739 nt
Organism: Arabidopsis thaliana (thale cress)
Lineage: Eukaryota; Viridiplantae; Streptophyta; Magnoliopsida; Brassicales; Brassicaceae
Product: Polyketide cyclase/dehydrase and lipid transport superfamily protein
Exons: 2
Coding region: 70-537 (155 amino acids)
Biological process (GO): defense response
Source: RefSeq, marked reviewed